AUGUUAAGCGCGGUCGUCCCCGUGCACUCAAAGCGGGUAGAUCCUUCAUCCGCCACAAUAGUUCCCCAUUACGAGCUGGCCAAUAAAACCCACGUUCAAAUCAAGUUCCGACUAAUAGCAGGAGGUAAAAAUCCCAAUCGCAUGGAUCUGCUAGAGUCGAAAGAUUCAGCUCCAACCGAGCCUUUGCCAUCUCAAUCGGAGCAGAAAACCCCACCCACCCACGCGACAGACGCUUCCGGUCAAAUCAUCACCGGAUCAGUAACCUGCAUCGGUUCCAUCGCCACCGAUGUCACCACCACCACCACCACUGCCACCACCGAAAUCAUCAUCAACAUUGUCUCGGUCGAAAACUAG
Messenger RNA from Echinostoma caproni, 354 nucleotides. NCBI's taxonomy places the organism in Eukaryota, Metazoa, Platyhelminthes, Trematoda, Plagiorchiida, Echinostomatidae. The record is from the annotation of a GenBank genome assembly.